Molecule: messenger RNA, 1623 nt
Organism: Cyclocybe aegerita
Lineage: Eukaryota; Fungi; Basidiomycota; Agaricomycetes; Agaricales; Hemipholiotaceae
Source: the annotation of a GenBank genome assembly
AUGCCAGUGCGCAUCGACGCUUUUGAUCACCUGGACCUUGCAUCCAUUCCGGCACCAUUCGACGCCUUCGACCUUGCUCAAGGAACUAACUCACGACUAUCCAAUGACGACGCGAAGACCGUGCAGUCGAGACUCCGGCAGCGACAAGACGAGCUGCAUAUGAUCCUCGCGCUCUUGGCUCAAGCCUAUGGCCCACGAAAGCACCUCAAGCCUAUCCUCGAAGAGAAGCAGGCCCAACUCGAGGACCAAAUAAGGAGAUUCAAGAUAGCGCUCGCUCCUUGGAAGUCGCUACCGCCCGAAAUCAUCCAGGAUGUAUUCCUCCUGCUGAGGGAUGGAUCCAUCACCUUUCCGCCCAUGGUCAACCGAGCACCGCUCUUGCUGUGUCGGAUAUGCUCGCCUUGGAGAAGUCUGGCGUUGGAGACACCAGGCCUCUGGAGCUCCGCAUCCCUCUUCCUCGAUACUACUGCCGAAUCGGUAAAGAUCUCCCGCAACGUGUUCGCGUUGUACGCCUUCCUGGACCGCGCCCAUUCCAAGAAUGUUCCCCUGCACCUCGAACUACGUGAGCAAACCUCGUCCAAAGGUCGAGGUUCCUUCCCCCAUUAUGCCGCAGGCUCUUAUGACCCAAAAUCCAACCUCAUCACGAAUAGCGUAGUUCCCUUUACCCGCAAUCUACAAAGCCUCAGCCUGACCGUCUCCCCUGAAAACUUUACGACAUUUGUACGACUGCCAUCAGGCACGUUAGACUCUCUCCUCACCCUCCACCUCGAAGCAAGCAUGCCUGGCCCUACCAGGGCGUCUGAUGGGCUGAGGAAGUCGUUCACUCCUUUUGGGUCAACGCCACGGUUAAAAAGCUUAAUUCUCGACUUCUCCCCCCUGAUGAUGGUCGAUCCUCAAUUCGUUAACUUUCCGUGGCAUAGCAUCCGAUACCUCCAUUGUCGACACCAUAUCUCCCUCGACACCUUCCUCGAAAUCAUGGAAUCGUGUGCAUCUGCAGAGGAGCUACAGUUCCUAGUAGCAGGCCGAAAAGGAGCAACAAUAACACCGAAUCGUGCAUCGCUACCAGAGCUUCGCGCACUCGAUUUGACAUUUGCACCCGACUCAAUCUGCGACCCCUUCUUCCUCCCCUACACCCUCCCUAAUCUUAAUUCACUGACAAUAAAAGGUGACGCCGACGUCUUCUUCUCCUCCAAACGACCUUGGGUAGACAUACUGGAGAGCAUGCAAUGCGACAUCCACCAUCUCGAGCUGGAUAACGUCGACCCAGAGCUCGUCCAAAUGGACGACAUCAUCGCCCAUACACCCUCACUCAAAACGCUUGUUACGCCACCAAACACCGCGCUUUCGCCCGAAUGCCUCCGCGGCAUCCUCUCUGGGCAGCACGCCAAGUCCCUGGAGAGGCUUCGUAUCACGAGCCACCAGCCUUUAGCGCCCGUCCUCGAGCUGCUAGAGUACGAGGGCGCGCGGAGGAAGAGGUCAGGCCUCCCCUCGGCUUCAAGGUUGCGGUGCUUGGAGAUCGACUGCGACCGCCGGAAUUAUGUCGUCAACGCAUUUCGUCUGGAUCGGGUGCAGGCGGCGACAGGGAUUAUGGUGGAGUGCAUCAACUCCUUGUCAGUGGAAGUAUGA